AACCUGGUGGCCUUCACGUCUAUAUAUACAAUUUACAGCAAAGCAAAUCUUUGUCAUGCAGCUUAGAAGCUCCCACGUUCAUCAGAAAAGCAAGUUUCAUGUAUAACCUGCAAUCAAUCAUUUCAGAAACCAAAAAACUAUAAAUACUACUCCAUCAAAUCCAAUAUCUCAUAACCCCACAAGACUUUUCCUCCCAAUUAGUCCCUCCAAUAAGCACCAAUAAGCUUCAAAUUCAAUCACCAUUUCAAGAAAAUGGCAAGCACCCAGCUCUUAAUUCUCAUCUCUUCACUCAUGCUCUUCCAAUUAACCCUCCCCACCAUAACUUCAGCUGAGCCAGAGAAGAAAAUCGAUGUGGUGGUUGAAGGAAUGGUGUACUGCCAGCACUGUGAGCACUCUGGUUCAUGGUCUUUGUCUGAGGCCAAGCCAAUCCCAGCUGCCAAUAUCAGUGUCAUUUGCAAGAACUACAAGGACCAAGUGAGCUACUACAAGGUGUUUGAAACUGAUGGGAAUGGGUACUUCUAUGCACAACUUGAAGGCUUCACAAUGAGCCAAUAUCUAGUGGAACAUCCACUCCAAUCGUGCCAUGUCAAGCCUGUGUCAUCUCCUCUAAAAGAUUGCAAUCUUCUUACAAAUAUCAACUAUGGACUCUAUGGCUCCCCACUUCGUUUUGAAGGCAAGAAAUUGUAUGGAAGCAAUUAUGAGGCUGUGAUCUAUGCUGCUGGGCCCUUGGCAUUCCGUCCAGACCAUUGUCCACCACCAACUCAUGUCUAAUCAUUUCUUUGGAGUUCAAAUUAAAU
Molecule: messenger RNA, 797 nt
Organism: Quercus lobata
Lineage: Eukaryota; Viridiplantae; Streptophyta; Magnoliopsida; Fagales; Fagaceae
Product: non-classical arabinogalactan protein 30-like
Exons: 1
Coding region: 253-771 (172 amino acids)
Biological process (GO): root hair elongation; unidimensional cell growth
Cellular component (GO): cell periphery
Source: RefSeq, a predicted model, not a curated record